Molecule: messenger RNA, 1553 nt
Organism: Eucalyptus grandis
Lineage: Eukaryota; Viridiplantae; Streptophyta; Magnoliopsida; Myrtales; Myrtaceae
Product: UPF0496 protein At1g20180
Exons: 2
Coding region: 250-1293 (347 amino acids)
Source: RefSeq, a predicted model, not a curated record
GACGCCGUCGCGGGACGAAAUGGCAAACAUUUCUGAGAUUUGGCGAGUGGUGUGUGAUUUUCCAGGUAUCUUCCUCUUCAUUUCUCUCUGAAACGAUUCCAGAAAAACAUAUAUAUACGCACGCAUAAACCAGAGAGCGUUAAAAGAUUGCUAAAGCCAGAUUGCCUAAAAAUUCCCUUCGAAGAUAGAUUAGCUCCAACUCUCUCUCUAUCUCUCUCUCGCUGGUGCAUUUUUGCUGGCUUGCUUCGGAUGGCUCAGCUCAGGCGGAUUAAAUCUUCGCUUUCGAGUGCAGGAACAUAUGGGAAGGAAAGCACGAAUAGCCUGUGCAGCGAUCGGAGCAUCGAUUGGAGCAUCGAUGAGGAAUACGGGAAAGCACUCACGACUGACUCGUAUGUGGAAGUCUUCAACAUAGUGCAGGACCAGCUCGGAAAACCGAGUAGCUUGAAGCUGUCCUCUGCCCCUUUGAAGAGCCAGAUCCCCUACUUGCAUCUAUCCCAGAACCUACUCUCGCCCAGGCAAGAGACCUUGAUAGAGUUGAUCAAGACAUUAAAUUUGCAUCCUCUCUUCGUCAACUACUUCAAAGACGGCCUAGAGGCUUGCCGAGUGUGCGAACUACUCAUCCUGAGUGUCCAUCAGAUCCGAGCUAAUAACCAAUGGAUCGAAAAGGCAAUCAAGCUAACCAAAAAGAUAGAUGAUGCAACGAGCGGUACUGAUAAUCAAUGGCGAAUGAUAUGUGAAGAGCUAUCCGCAUUUUCGCAACAGAUGAAUCCAUUUUGCCUAGUCAGCAAGGAAAAGUUCCACGAUGUCUGUCAAGCAUUUGCCAUGCGGCUUCGGAAAUUAAAAGCCAAGCACAAGAAGACGAUGAGGAGGGCGAAACUGAAACGAAUCGCAAAGUCAAUGGGGUUGAUGGGUUGCACAUUGGGACUACAAAAGAAGAGGAUUAAGCCGGUCCAGGGAAAUCCUAAGAUGACCAGGCAAGAAGUACUCGGUGUGCAGCUUGAUGUGGCUGCGAAGGGCCACUUUACUCUGAUCAAUUACAUGGCUACAAUGAGUAUAGUGGCGGGAAGCUUAUACGACGAAGUUGAGCACAUGAAAGUACGUGCCAACAUGUGUGUGCAGAGUGGGAAGAGCGACACGAUAAAGGAGGUGGUGAAGAGCUUCGAUCAGCGUAAUACCUACUUCCUAGAGCAGUUAGAGGAGCUGGAAAACCAGGCCUGCCUUUGCCUACGUGACAUUAACGCAUCUAGGAGAUCCAUCAUGAAAGAAAUAAUGGUGCCUCAACAGGGUAGAUGAUAGUGAAAUGGACUGACAGAUGAUUUUCAUAAGAAAUGACAUUGAUAUUUUCGGGGCAAUAAGCUUUUGCGCAAACUGCAUCCUGCAAAAUAUCUGCUAUGACGCUUUGGCAAGGUGCCUGGCUCUGUUUCUUUUUUAAAAAAACAGGCAUCAUUUACUUGCAGGAAGUAUAGUAGACUGUCUCACGAACGUCAUACAAUUGUAAAUGUACAGCUGAUUUAGUAGAUAUUCUUUCAUUUUUUGUUGUAAAUUCCACAUGA